Messenger RNA from Chrysoperla carnea, 3684 nucleotides. Its product is annotated as cell surface glycoprotein 1-like. Gene Ontology annotation, molecular function: chitin binding. The record is from RefSeq and is a predicted model, not a curated record. NCBI's taxonomy places the organism in Eukaryota, Metazoa, Arthropoda, Insecta, Neuroptera, Chrysopidae. Gene Ontology annotation, cellular component: extracellular region. The coding region runs from base 1 to 3582 and encodes 1193 amino acids. The transcript is spliced from 3 exons.
AUGUGUAUAGUUUGCGGUUUAAAAGAAGAUAUAUUAUCAAAAGAAGAGGGGUUUGGAUUUUGUUCUCAACGUUUAUUUGUUGAUUGCCAAGAAAGUCAAGGAUACGCACAAAAUAUACCAGGAAAUCAACUUGUAUACUCGCCAGGGGGUGGGGGUAGUCAGUCAAGUGAAGUAUAUAACAGACCACAAAUCACUUUCUCAGUUCAACCUACCGUUAAUACACAGCAAGAACAAGUCCAGGUAGAGCACAGUCAUGAUCAUAGCCAUGGCGAUGCUUAUGAUAAUCCAAAAGCUUGGGAUAUAAGAGAUUCUGUGCCUGGUGAGCCAGGACAAGAUUAUCCAACACAUUCUUUUGUACCACCAACUGAAUUUAGUUGCGAAAAUCGACCAAACGGAUAUUAUGCUGAUAUCGAAACAGGCUGUCAAGCAUUUCGAAUAUGUACAGGAACACCACAACCAUUUUCAUCGGUACUUUGUCCAAAUGGAUCAUUAUUUAAUCAAGCAGUGUCGGCUUGUGAUUGGUGGAAUAAUGUGAAUUGUAAAGCAUCGGAACGAUAUUAUCCAUCGAACGCUGUGAUUGCACCGACAUUAUCUGUUUCAGUUAUGUUAGAGAAUGUACAUAAUAUGAUAAUGGCACCCGUGUAUGGUAUUCCACAAUACUAUGAUCAUAAUCAGAACUCAAUCGAACCCCAGUAUCCAGAUGCUCAAGUUGCAGAAACUGCACAAGCCAAUGAGUAUUUACCACCCAACCCAACUACACCAUUACCGAGUGGAUCACCACAGCCUCAAGCUCAACCAAGUAUUACACCUCCUCCAGGACAAUUUCUUCCACCUAGUGCAUCUCCAGCACCCGGUUAUUUACCACCAGCGUCUGGAUCACCAGCACCUAGUAUACCAGCUCCUAGUAUACCAGCACCUAGUGCACCAGCCCCUACUCAAUUUCUUCAACCAAGUUCAUCUCCAGCAUCCGAAUAUUUACCACCAGCGUCUGGAUCACCAGCACCUAGUAUACCAGCACCUAGUGCGCAAGCACCUGGUCCGACGCCUGGUUCCGUUACUGUAUUGGGUUCUUCUUCUACCGCAGGAUCACAAGCUUCUUCUACAUCAGUAGGGGGUUCGUCUUCAUCAAGUUCGUCCUCAUCAGGCUCAUCAUCUUCGGGGACAACAAGCGUAGACGUACAAGAAGCUGAAGAAAUUGAAUUUCAACCAGUCGAUCCAGAUGAUUCUGCAUUAGGAAUUGGAGUAGGCGGAGGCGGGGGCGCAGGCUUCGGUGGUGGGUUUGGUUUUCAACCUAAUAUACAAAUCAGUUUCCAAGGAGGAGGGGGCGGAGGAGGAGGCUAUAACUAUCGUCGACCUUCAUCGUCUCGGCCUAGUUCACGUCCUAGUAAUUCAGGUUCACGUCCAAAUGGUAGUUUUAAAACACCAAGACCUGUAUCGCAAAUGUCAUGGCCACCACGCCCAAGACCACAAUCACAGGGACCAUCUAGAGGUUAUAACUACCCUUCUCCUUCGCAGCCACGGCCUCGACCACCGUCUCCUCCACAAAAUAGACCUUCUCAGCAAUCACAAUCCUCUGGAUAUAAUUAUCCACAGCCUACACUGCAAAGACCGCAACCUACCCAACCAAGGCCACAGCCAACACAACCAAGACCACAGCCAACACAACCAAGACCACAGCCAACAGUACAGCAGCCACAACCAAGCCCUAGUGUACAGCCACAACAACCUUCAUCAACGUCAGGCUAUAAUUACCAGCAACCUACACAAACCGGACCAGCUCCACAAUCUAGCCCACAACCAACAAUCCAACAACCUUCCCCUAGUCCCAGUGUACAACCAACAAUUCAACAGCCCUCUCCUAGUCCAAGCGUUCAACCACAACAACCUGCGACAUCCACAGGGUAUAAUUACCAACAACCACAACCCACACAAGCACGCCCACAACCUACACCUCAACAACCAAGUGUCCAGCCAACAUUUCAACAACCCUCUCCUAGUCCAAGUGUUCAACCGCAACAACCUUCCUCCACAGGGUAUAAUUACCAACAACCCCAACCUACACAAGCUCGUCCACAGCCAACACCUCAGCAACCAAGUGUCCAGCCAACGUUUCAACAACCCUCUCCUAGUCCAAGUGUUCAACCACAACAACCUUCUUCCACAGGGUAUAAUUACCAACAACCCCAACCUACACAAGCUCGUCCACAGCCUACACCUCAGCAACCAAGUGUCCAGCCAACGUUUCAACAACCCUCUCCUAGUCCAAGUGUUCAACCGCAACAACCUUCCUCGACAGGAUAUAAUUAUCAACAACCCCAACCUACACAAGCUCGGCCACAGCCUACACCUCAGCAGCCAAGUGUCCAGCCAACGUUUCAACAACCCUCUCCUAGUCCAAGUGUUCAACCACAACAACCUUCCUCCACAGGGUAUAAUUACCAACAACCCCAACCUACACAAGCUCGUCCACAACCCACACCUCAGCAACCAAGUGUCCAGCCAACGUUUCAACAACCCUCUCCUAGUCCAAGUAUUCAACCUCAACAACCUUCCUCCACAGGGUAUAAUUACCAACAACCCCAACCUACACAAGCUCGUCCACAACCCACACCACAGCAACCAAGUGUCCAGCCAACGUUUCAACAACCCUCUCCUAGUCCAAGUAUUCAACCUCAACAACCUUCCUCCACAUCCGGUUACAAUUACCAACAGCCCUCAGCUCCAUCAUCACCACAACCUCAAGCACCUCAACCAUCUACACCUAGGCCUAGUAGUACUUUCGCACCCAGUAGUACAUCAGGACCCAGUAGUACUUCCGGACCCAGUAGUACUUCUGGACCUAGUAGUACUUCUGGACCAGCUGGCUACAAUUAUCCUAAUCCUUCUACAUCUUCUACCUCCGUUACUUCCAUAUAUAGUUUUGGUUCCCCAGAACCAUUUAAGGUCUCACUAAAUACAGGCACCUCCCAAUCACCAAAUGUGCAAGUUUCGAAUGCCGGAUACCCAUCAUCGGGACCACCUGCAUCAGGUUCAUCUACAUUCGCACCUCCACUCUCCUCUGGUCCAACUCGGUUUGAUGAUUCUGGAAAUAAUGACAUCAGCGGUGGUAGUUUUUCAUCGAGUUCAUCUGGCUCAUCUUCAUCAUCUUCUGGUUCAUCUUCAUCUUCGUCCUCGUCUUCAUCCUCAUCUAGUGGAGCUGUUUCUAUAGAUAUUGUACCAUCGUUAUCUUUUGACUUUGACUCAGAUCAAGGAAAGCAGGAGUAUGUAAAUGCCGUUGUCGGUGGAUUAUUUAACGAUCAAUCAUCGACAGAUGGCGGUGCAGGAGACAAAGGAGAUUAUGAUCAAGAAUUUUUAGACGCCAAAUUUGAUAUUGGUGAUAUAAAUGCUCUGGGAGCGUUAGGAUCAGCUGGCUCUCCUACAUCAACAUUCGAAGGACCAUCUUCGUAUUUAGCACCACAAGGCUCAAUUGAAGGUGAUUUUGGUGGUGGAAACAGUUUUCAAGGAUAUUCACGACGUCGUUCAUCGUCACGUUCAAAAGGUGGAUCUCGAUCUCGAUCGUACAGUUAUCAAUCGUUUUGGUGAACAUAGACUAUACCUAUAGCUUAUUUAUUUUGUUAAUUAUGUUUUUAUAAAAGGUCAUGUUUAGUUACACGCUAUCGUUAUAAAAUAAUUAUGAAAAAAUGA